AUGCUCCCAUCCAUCCUCUCCCUUCUGGCUCUCCUCCUCCACACCAUAGGAGCCAACACAACCGCCAUCCACCCCAUCUCCAGAAAAACCUGCCAAUCCACCGGAACCCACUGUCCCCCAGGAACCCUAAUCGUCAGCCCGACCUCCAAACAUGCUUCUCACAAAACCAUCCAAUCCGCCAUAAGCUCCCUCCCGGACGACACAACCCAACAAACAAUCCUCAUCCUAGAAGGCACAUACGUCGAGCAAGUAAACAUAACCCGCUCGGGCCCAAUAACCCUCCUCGGCCAAACAUCCUCUCCAAAAGACGCAUCUCGAAAUCGCGUGCGCAUCACCUGGGCCGCGGGAAACAGGGACAGUACCGGCAACGUCGACAAUGUCUUCUCCAGCGUCCUGGUUGUAGCACCAACGCUCGAAGCGAGUCUCACGGGCUCAGGACCGACAGGGUAUCCCGUGCCGGAUGAUACGCCGUUCGGAAAUAAGGAUUUCCGCGUGUAUAAUGUCGACUUUGAUAAUACUUGGGCGGAGUAUUCAGAUGGGCCGGCGCAUGCAUUGAGUCUCAGUCGUGCUAAUGGCGGGUUUUAUCACUGCGGGUUUUAUUCGUAUCAGGAUACAGUCUACAUAGGCAAACUCGGCAACGCCUACUUCUACCAAAGCAUCCUAGCCGGCCAAACUGACUUCCUCUACGGCUUCGGCACAGCCUGGAUCCAAUCGAGCGCCCUCCAGCUCCGCGGCUGUGGCGGCGGUAUAACAGCCUGGAAAGGAACUAACACUACAACGCCCAACAAGUAUGGCGUGUACAUUGUUGAUUCGAGCGUGCGUGCGGCGAACGUCUCCGUCGCGGCUGAUAUUAAGGGUGCGUGUGCGCUCGGCCGGCCGUGGAAUAGUCUGCACCGGUCUAUCUUUGCGCGUUCGUACGAGGACGGGAGUGUUGAUCCGCGCGGGUAUAUCGAUUGGGUUAUUGGAGGUGUUGGGAGGUUCGAGGAGGGUGUUACGCUUAUGGCGGAGUAUCGGGUUUACGGGCCUGGGGUUAAUGAGACUGCUCGUGUUGAGGGUGGUGUUACUGACGUUCUUGGAUGGGAGGGAUAUGAGAUGUAUAGUACUCCGCAGAAGGUUUUUGGGGAUACGAAGUGGGUUGAUUGGGAGGCUGUUAAGGGGUGA
Molecule: messenger RNA, 1161 nt
Organism: Penicillium concentricum
Lineage: Eukaryota; Fungi; Ascomycota; Eurotiomycetes; Eurotiales; Aspergillaceae
Product: putative pectin methylesterase
Exons: 2
Coding region: 1-1161 (386 amino acids)
Biological process (GO): cell wall modification
Molecular function (GO): pectinesterase activity
Source: RefSeq, a predicted model, not a curated record